This is a messenger RNA of Labrus bergylta (ballan wrasse), 957 nucleotides long. RefSeq names its product ER membrane protein complex subunit 6 (gene emc6). Gene Ontology annotation, cellular component: EMC complex; endoplasmic reticulum; membrane. The record is from RefSeq and is a predicted model, not a curated record. Lineage: Eukaryota; Metazoa; Chordata; Actinopteri; Labriformes; Labridae. Gene Ontology annotation, biological process: autophagosome assembly; protein folding in endoplasmic reticulum.
AUGAUGAGCUGUACCCACAAUGCACCGCGAAGGAGUGAGCAUGGCCGACUGUUGCCUUGGAGUGUCAUCCUACGAGAAUGAAUGUGGCUCAAUAUCGGCAGAAUUUUACGAACAGACGAUAAAAUAUAAAAGUGUGCAAAGUUAAUCCGACAGGUGAUGAAUCUUUGAUCCCGCCGCGAAGUGUCGACGAGUCCCUGCGCGUGUUUCCGCCCCUUCCUGUGACAGCUGACCGGAGCCAAGAUGGCGGGAGUUAUAGCCAAGCGUGAGGGACCGCAGUUUAUCAGUGAAGUAUCCGUGAGAGGCAACGCCGCCGUGCUGGACUACUGCCGCACCUCUGUAUCUGCUCUGUCCGGAGCAACAGCCGGGAUCCUUGGCCUGACUGGACUGUACGGCUUCAUAUUUUAUUUCCUCGCCUCGUUCCUCCUCUCUCUGCUGCUCAUUCUGAAGGCCGGGCGGCGGUGGAGCAAGUGCUUUAAAUCACGACGGCUGCUCUUCACCGGGGGCCUCGUCGGGGGCCUUUUCACCUACGUCCUGUUUUGGACUUUCCUCUACGGGAUGGUGCAUGUGUACUAAAACGAUCCAACACAAAUAACCUUGAAUUAAUCCUUCUAAUAAUUUGUAAACCAAUGAUGUUGUCUGCCCUGCUGUUUGUAGAUAGAUAGGCCUUUAGUGAGAAACAUUAUGAUUCUUUUCCAUGAUGAACUGACAUGAAGGUGUGUCAGUAAUUAAGUGAUGCAGAAUGACCUGUCCUUGUUUCCCUUCUGCCCCACACAUCACGGUGAACAUGGACUUGUGUAACCUGUAACUCCUGAUCUGCGAUCAUUUUCAUGCAUACCAGAGCCAUAGUUUAGAGUGUAACAUAGAUCAAAAACAGAUUAAUCACAUUUAAUGUUCAAUACUAUGAUUAAAUUAAAACAAACCUGAUUUCUGAUUGAAAUAAAAAUACCUCUUAACAAC